Molecule: messenger RNA, 1267 nt
Organism: Paramecium octaurelia
Lineage: Eukaryota; Ciliophora; Oligohymenophorea; Peniculida; Parameciidae
Source: the annotation of a GenBank genome assembly
AUGGAACAGUAUUAUUCAUACACAGUACAGAAUAGUUAAGAAUCUCUCAUUAUUGAAUUAAAUUAUUAUCCUACAUUGUAAUAUCAUUGUAAAUUUCUACUUUAUAAUUAGUAACCUUAAGUCAUCUAUAGUUAAUAUUAUAUAUAAUUAGUUGUCAGUAUUGACAAAUAUCUUAUUUUAGGAUCUAAACAAAAUAUUUUAUAUAAUUAAAUAUACAAAGAUCCCAUCGAUAAAUUUAAGUUGAUUUUGGAUUACAACGAAUAGUUUUAAUUCAAAUCUUAUGACAUUAGGUCUAUCUAAUUCGAUGACUUUUGCAAAUAGCCUUCAGACAAAACUAUUUAAUUAAAUACUCUGUAUUAUGAGGAUAUAUACCUAAGCAUUCAUUAACUGUAGCAACUGCACUUUACCAACCUUCCUCAAGAGAAAUACUCAAGAAUUCUUUUAACUAAAAUAGAUACAAAUACAAUUCUUAAAUAAAACAUCCAUGUGAAUUACAUGAGUCACAUCCCAGGGAGCAUUCAUAAAUUUAUAAUUAAAACUGUGUUAUUCUCCAAUAAGAAUUUUAAGCUGACAUAGACAAUGUAAUAGAUGAAUUUGUUUGUUAAAAUUGUAAUAGAUACUUGGAAAAUGAGAUAUGGAAGCUCACUUAAGCAUGCACCAAUUAAAACCAUGUUAUUUGUAUAAAUCCUUUAGUGCUCGAUUUUACUAUCUAAGUAAACUAGAAAGAUGCGAUCAUACGAGUUAUUUAAUCUAGGGACUAAAUAUAUUGAAUAAUAAAAUCAGAGGGAAAAAUGACUAUUAUUUAAAAAAAUACAUAAAAUCAUACUAUAAUAAUAAAAUUAAAGAAUUUUAUCUUUUUGAUCUGCCUAAAUUACAGCAGAAUACUUUUUGCUGAUAAUAAAUUAAAUUCAUAUUCUAAAGUAAAUAUUGGAUUUUAUCUUAGACUAAGUUUGUUAAUGAUGGAAAUAUUUCUGCGUUUUGGAUCUUGAAAAUAUAAGGGACAUUCUUUGACUUCAUUUUUUGUAAUUCUAAAUAUUUUUGUAGCAAUCUUAGCUUGUAAUAAUGUCAAAAGACUUGAAAUCGAUAUAGAAAAUUAAAAAGCAAAGAGUGAAUAGAAACUGCUCCUCCCUUUAGAACAAUGCUAAUCGCAUUUCUUAACAAUUGUCAAUCAUUUUAUAGAUUAUUGUAUAUCGAUAAUAGCAUUAUGAUUAUCAAAUAAAUGAAGACAAAACUCAUGGACAUGCAGAAUAAAAUAUGAAAAAGAUGC